CCCCCCACAAUGCAGUUCGCGGCGCGGCGGACAUGGCGCUGGAGCCCUGAGCUCGUCGUGUCCCGGCCUCCAGCGGCGGCGAGGGCUGCAGCGGCGGCGGCACCGCGGCGGGCGGCGGAGCGGGAGCGGGGGGCCCUGCGAUGAGGAGGCGCCGCGCGCGCCUGUAGCUCGCAGAUUGGUUGCUUGUCUAAACUGGAUUUGAAGCAAUUCAAACUGCUGGAUACCUGCUAUUUUAUAAUAUCACAAUUGGAAAGAAGCAGCUUUUCAAAUAAUGGAAGAGUCUAAGACCUCUACAAAUGAAAAUCAUGAACCAAAGAAGAAUGCUUGGGCUCUUUCUGAAGAAAACAAAACAGUUAAAGUUAUCACCAAUCAAACUUUGAAAACCAGAAAUGAAAAAACCAUAAAAGAAAUUGGAAUCAGCUCCCCAAAUAGGAAUAGUAGUAAAAAAAAUAAGCAAAAUGAUAUUUGUAUAGAAAAGACAGACAUUAAAUCAUGUAAAGUAAAUGUUGCCAGUAUUCCAGGCCCCAAAGAUUUGGGGUUAGUCCUUCGAGAUCAAAGUCAUUACAAAGCAAAAAAGUCACCUAAUUCACCUGUGAGGACAGAAAAGGUACCUGUUUCUCAGGCAAAAGUAGAAAAAGCAUCCAGUUUACAGGCAAAAGCAGAAAAAUUGACAAAGUCACCUAAUUCACUAGUGAAAACGGAAAAGACACCCAGUUCACAGGCAGCAAUAGCAGAAAAGGCACUUAGUUCACAGAAGAAAGAAAAAGCACCUAGUUCUCAGAUGAAAUCAGAAAAAGUUCCUAGUUCACCAGCAGAAGCAGAGAAGGCACCCAGUUCACAGUUGAAAGAAAACAUAAGGCAAACAGAAUUACAGCAGAUUGGAAAAAAAAUUUCAAACUCUUGUACUUCUCUUGAAAAGGUGAAUGUUGAUGUAGAGGGAGAAAAAUCUGCUCCGGAAAACUCACCACGAUCUCAGAAGCAACAAACAUCUACAGAUAAUACUGGUGAUUCUGAUGAUAGUACAUCGGGAAUUGAAGACAUAUCGGAUGAUUUGAGUAAAAUGAAGACUGACGAAUCUAAUAAAGAAACUUCUUCAGAGAUGGACUAUUUAGAAAAUGCCACUGUGAUAGAUGAGUCUACAUUGACACCUGAGCAGAGGCUAGGUUUGAAACAAGCAGAAGAACGUUUAGAAAGAGAUCACAUCUUUCGACUUGAAAAACGCUCACCAGAAUAUACCAAUUGCCGGUAUCUAUGCAAACUUUGCUUAAUUCACAUUGAAAAUAUCCAGGGAGCUCAUAAACAUAUAAAAGAGAAACGACAUAAGAAAAACAUUUUGGAAAAACAGGAAGAAAGUGAACUUCGUUCUCUCCCACCUCCUUCCCCUGCCCACUUGGCAGCUUUAAGUGUUGCAGUUACUGAAUUAGCAAAAGAACAAGGAAUAACAGAUGAUGACCUCAGAGUUCGUCAGGAGGUUGUGGAGGAAAUGUCAAAGGUUAUAACAGCAUUUUUACCAGAAUGUUCACUUAGGUUGUAUGGCUCAUCUCUGACUAAGUUUGCUCUGAAAAGUAGUGAUGUUAAUAUAGAUAUAAAAUUUCCUCCCAAGAUGACUCAUCCAGAUCUUCUGAUACAAGUGCUUGGGAUUCUAAAAAAAAGUGUAUUAUAUGUAGAUGUGGAAUCUGAUUUUCACGCUAAAGUUCCUGUUGUGGUGUGCAAAGAUCGGAAAAGUGGCUUACUUUGUAGAGUGAGUGCAGGAAAUGAUAUGGCAUGCCUCACUACUGAUUUACUUGCUGCUAUUGGCAAAAUGGAACCUGUCUUUAUUCCCUUGGUGUUAGCCUUUCGUUAUUGGGCUAAGUUGUGCUAUAUUGAUUCCCAAACUGAUGGCGGAAUUCCUUCUUACUGUUUUGCUUUAAUGGUGAUGUUUUUUCUACAACAAAGAAAACCCCCUCUUCUUCCUUGUUUACUAGGAAGUUGGAUUGAAGGCUUUGACUCAAAAAGAAUGGAUGACUUUCAGCUGAAGGGCAUAAUAGAAGAGAAAUUUGUGAAGUGGGAAUAUAACUCAAGUAGUACAACUGAGAAAAACUCACCUGCGGAGGAAAACAGAGCUAAGGCAGACCAAACAAAAGCUGAUACCAAGAAGACAGAAAAAGACAACCAAAGUAAUGCCUUAAAGGGAAAACAUGGCAAAUCUCCUUUAACAUUGGAAACACCUAACCAGAUACCCCUGGGACAGUUAUGGUUAGAGCUGCUAAAAUUUUACACACUGGAAUUUGCUUUGGAGGAGUAUGUCAUAUGUGUACGGAUAAAAGAUAUUUUAACAAGAGAAAACAAAAACUGGCCUAAAAGGCGAGUAGCCAUUGAAGAUCCAUUUUCAAUCAAGAGGAAUGUUGCACGGAGCUUAAACAGCCAGCUUGUUUAUGAAUAUGUUGUGGAGAGAUUCAGGGCAGCUUAUCGAUAUUUUGCCUGUCCUCAGAGAAAGGAUGCAGAAAAAUCUGUGGAUUCCAUGAAAAAAGAAAAAGGGAAAAUAAGCAACAAGAAACCAGUCAAGACUGACAAUAAGACAUCUAAUUGUUGCAUUCAACUUGGGAAAAGCACAGAAAAAAUAAAUGCAGAAAGGGGUCAACCUGGUAAAUAUGAUGAAAUGAAAUGUACAUCACAGAAAUGUACUACUGAAGAUGACAGUUUGUUGGUAACUGAACUAGUUUUGGCUGAAGAUGGACCGGAAUCUUCAUCUCUUUCUACCAGUGAAAGCAGAGAAGUAGAACCAAAAUCAAUUAAGAAACAAGAUGAUUUAGUUCAUUCAGAAACUUGUUUAAAAAAGGAACUUAGCCAAUGUAAUUGCACUGAUAGUAAAUCCUCUGACCCAAAUGAGUCUGUUGGUACAGACUGCAGGUCAAAUUUAGAAACAGAGAGUUCACGUCAGAGUGUGUGCACCGACACAUCUGCUACCUCUUGCAACUGCAAAGCUACAGAAGAUGCUUCUGACCUUGAUGAUGAUAACCACCCCACCCAGGAAUUCCAUUAUGUGUUUGAUAAGUUUAUUUUAACCUCUGGCAAGCCACCAACGAUAGUAUGCAGCAUCUGCAAAAAGGAUGGCCAUUCAAAGAAUGAUUGCCCAGAGGAUUUCAGGAAAAUUGACCUAAAACCUCUGCCACCAAUGACAAAUCGAUUUCGGGAAAUACUUGAUCUAGUGUGUAAAAGAUGUUUUGAUGAGUUGUCACCACCUUUCUCUGAACAACACAAUAGGGAACAAAUUUUAAUGGGCUUGGAAAAAUUUAUUCAAAAAGAAUAUGAUGAAAAGGCAAGAUUGUGCUUAUUUGGCUCUUCUAAGAAUGGAUUUGGAUUUCGUGAUAGUGAUCUGGAUAUUUGUAUGACCCUGGAAGGCCACGAAAAUGCAGAGAAAUUAAAUUGUAAGGAAAUAAUAGAAAAUUUGGCAAAAAUUCUUAAGAAACAUCCAGGUUUAAGAAAUAUUUUGCCUAUAACUACUGCCAAAGUGCCUAUAGUAAAAUUUGAACACAGACGAAGUGGUUUAGAAGGUGAUAUCAGUUUGUAUAAUACAUUGGCUCAACAUAACACAAGAAUGCUAGCUACUUAUGCAGCUAUUGAUCCUAGAGUGCAGUACUUGGGAUAUACUAUGAAAGUGUUUGCUAAGCGAUGUGAUAUUGGAGAUGCUUCCAGGGGAAGUUUAUCUUCAUAUGCUUAUAUCCUUAUGGUGCUGUACUUUCUGCAGCAAAGAAAACCACCUGUUAUCCCAGUUCUACAAGAGAUCUUUGAUGGAAAACAGAUUCCACAGAGAAUGGUUGAUGGAUGGAAUGCUUUUUUCUUUGAUAAAACAGAAGAACUGAAAAAACGUUUACCUUCACUUGGAAAGAAUACAGAAACAUUAGGAGAGCUUUGGUUGGGACUGCUUCGUUUCUAUACUGAAGAGUUUGAUUUCAAGGAAUAUGUAAUUAGCAUUCGGCAGAAAAAGCUGUUAACAACUUUUGAGAAGCAGUGGACAUCCAAAUGCAUUGCAAUAGAAGAUCCUUUUGACUUGAAUCAUAAUCUUGGUGCUGGAGUUUCUAGAAAAAUGACCAAUUUCAUCAUGAAGGCAUUUAUCAAUGGAAGGAAACUUUUCGGUACUCCCUUUUAUCCACUCAUUGGCAGAGAAGCUGAGUACUUCUUUGAUUCCAGAGUAUUAACAGAUGGAGAACUGGCUCCCAAUGAUCGAUGUUGCCGUGUUUGUGGAAAAAUAGGCCACUACAUGAAAGACUGUCCUAAAAGGAGAAGCAGUUUACUGUUUAGAGUAAAGAAGAAAGACAGUGAAGAAGAGAAGGAAGGGAAUGAAGAAGAGAAAGACUCUCGAGACCUUGACCCUGAGACUCGAGACUUCAGAGAACCACGAGACCUCAGAUGCUUUAUCUGUGGAGAUGCGGGGCACGUGCGAAGGGAGUGCCCAGAGGUCAAGCUGGCACGUCAGAGGAAUAGCAGUGUGGCAGCAGCCCAGCUGGUUCGCAACCUUGUAAACGCCCAACAAGUGGCUAAUUCAUCCCAGCAACAGGGCGAUCAGUCCAUAAGGACUAGACAGUCCUCAGAAUGUUCUGAUUCACCAUCUUAUUCUCCCCAGCCCCAACCAUUCCCACAGAACUCUUCCCCAUCAGCUGCCAUUACCCAGGCUUCACCCCAGCCAGGAUCCCAACCCAAACUUGGCCCACCUCAGCAGGGAGCCCAGCCCCCCCACCAGGUCCAGAUGCCUAUAUAUAACUUUCCCCAGUCACCGCCAACUCAGUAUUCUCCCAUGCACAAUAUGGGACUGUUGCCAAUGCACCCCCUCCAGAUCCCUGCCCCCUCCUGGCCUCUCCAUGGCCCAGUGAUCCACUCUGCACCAGGCAGUGCCCCCAGCAAUAUUGGCCUGAACGAUCCCAGCAUCAUCUUUGCACAGCCUGCUGCCAGACCUGUGGCAAUCCCUAACGCCUCUCACGAUGGACACUGGCCUCGUACUGUGGCUCCAAAUUCCCUGGUGAACAACGGCGCAGUGGGGAACUCUGAGCCAGGCUUUCCAGGACUAAACCCUCCAAUUCCUUGGGAACAUGCACCACGCCCCCAUUUUCCUCUUGUCCCAGCUUCGUGGCCUUAUGGUUUGCAUCAAAACUUCAUGCAUCAGGGAAAUGCCAGAUUUCAGCCCAACAAACCUUUCUAUACUCAAGACAGAUGUGCCACCCGUCGGUGUAGAGAGCGUUGUCCCCACCCACCAAGAGGAAACGUGUCGGAGUAAUGCGAGUCCAUUUUCUUUCAGCUGGUCUACCGAUGCACAGCAACCAGCCAAUCCUGCUGUCUCAAGGGUAUCCGUACCUCAAUGUCAGUUACAUUCAGCAGAAAAAGUGACAUUUAAUGGAAAGCAAAACAAAUCAGGUCCUGAUUUAAAAUUUUAACACGUUUAGAUAGCUUAUUUAAAUUCUAAAACUGUUUUUAAGAACUGUAUUAUUUGUAUAUAAAUAUGAACUAUAGUUUUUACUAGUAUCACCACAUUGAGUGAUACAAAUUUCAUCUAUUUUAUUACCCUAUUUUUAAGGGAAUUUUAUGUUUUGUUUAACCUUGAUGAAUUGUAUAAAGAGAGAAUUUAAAAAAUUACAUUCUUUAUUUUCUAUUAGCUGUAUUCAUACUUUGGUUGCUUCAGACUUUAUAUAUAUUGUUCUUAAGAAUUAGAAAGACUUUCAUGUGUUUUAAAUUUGUCACUUCUAUUCUUUACAGAACCUUGUAGUGCCAAAAACUUUUUAAAAGGUAAAAAAAAAAAUAAAAAUAAAAACUACAACAUGAAGAUUCAGAAUUUUUUCUUUUACAGUCUUGUACAGUAUAUUGAAAAUAUUCAAACUUGAACAGAAAAUUGCUUUUGUCUGUAUUUGAAGUAAUUCUAUUUUAAGUUAAUAAAUCUUUUUGACAAGAGUCAAA
Pipistrellus kuhlii (Kuhl's pipistrelle) is the source of this 5925-nucleotide messenger RNA. It is a transcript of the gene TUT4, whose product is annotated as terminal uridylyl transferase 4. Bases 272 to 5251 code for a protein of 1659 amino acids. The record is from RefSeq and is a predicted model, not a curated record. Gene Ontology annotation, molecular function: RNA uridylyltransferase activity; zinc ion binding; nucleic acid binding. NCBI's taxonomy places the organism in Eukaryota, Metazoa, Chordata, Mammalia, Chiroptera, Vespertilionidae. The transcript has 30 exons.